GUUGUGCAGAUCUAUAUGUACAAGUCUCAGAACUCUUUCCCAGAGAGGGCGGACUUGUCUAAGAACUUCGACGAGAGAGAGAGAGAUACAGAGGAGAAAGAGAGUUUUAGAGAGAGAAAGAUGGUUAGGGUUCGCGGUGGUGUUCUUCCGGUGCUGCUGAUGCUGGUAGCUUGCUUUGCAUUUCAGCAGCUAUCUGCUUCCGACGAUACGGUAUUUUACGAUUCGUUUGAUGACACAUUCGAAGGCCGAUGGAUCGUUUCUAGCAAAGAAGAGUACCAAGGUGUGUGGAGUCACUCAAAGAGCGAGGGACAUGAGGAUUACGGACUUCUUGUGAGUGAGCCUGCCAAGAAGUACGCAAUAGUGAAGGAGCUUGAGAAGCCUGAGAGUCUGAAUGAUGGAACUAUUGUCCUCCAAUUUGAGACUCGUCUCCAGAACGGGCUUGAAUGUGGUGGUGCCUAUCUGAAAUACCUUCGACCUCAGGAGGCUGGUUGGGAACCUAAGAUAUUUGACAAUGAGUCUCCUUAUUCGAUCAUGUUUGGACCUGACAAAUGUGGGCUCACAAACAAGGUUCACUUCAUUUUCAAGCACAAGAACCCCAAGAGCGGAGAGUACGUUGAACACCAUUUGACGACUCCACCCUCUGUUCCAGUUGACAAACUUACUCAUGUGUACACUGCCAUUCUUAAACCCAAUAACGAGUUGGUAAUUCUGGUUGAUGGGGAAGAGAAGAAGAAGGCGAAUUUCCUAUCGGCUGAUGAUUUCAUGCCACCUCUUAUUCCUACCAAGACAAUCCCUGAUCCAGAGGAUAAGAAGCCUGAGGAUUGGGAUGAGAGAGCCAAGAUUCAAGACCCAAAUGCUGUAAAGCCAGAGGACUGGGAUGAGGAUGCCCCAAUGGAAAUUGUAGAUGAAGAAGCAGAAAAACCUGAAGGAUGGUUGGAUGAUGAGCCUGAGGAGAUAGAUGAUCCUGAUUCCACGAAACCAGAAGACUGGGAUGAUGAGGAGGAUGGUGAAUGGGAAGCCCCAAGGAUCGAGAACCCAAAGUGUGUGACCGCCCCUGGUUGUGGUGAAUGGAAGAAGCCAAUGAAGAGGAACCCAGCUUACAAGGGAAAAUGGCAUGCCCCACUUAUCGAUAACCCCAGUUACAAGGGUGUCUGGAAGCCUCAGGAGAUUCCAAACCCCAGCUACUUUGAAGCUGACAAACCCAACUUUGAGCCUAUCGCAGCUGUCGGCAUUGAGAUCUGGACGAUGCAAGAUGGUAUAUUGUUUGACAACAUUUUGAUAGCGAAGGACGAGAAAGUUGCACAAACAUACAGAGAGACCGGUUGGAAACCAAAAUUUGAAGUUGAGAAAGAGAAGUCGAAGGAAGAGGAAGAUGUUCAAGGCACAGAUGGGUUCCUUGCCACCGUCCAGAAGAAAAUAUUUGACCUCCUAUACACAGUCGCAGAUCUUCCCUUCUUGAGUUCCCACAAGCCUAAGAUCGUUGAUCUCAUCGAGAAGGCAGAGGAACAACCAAAUCUCACCGUUGGCAUCCUUGUCGCGAUUGUGGUGAUCAUCUUCACUGUCUUUGUCAAGCUACUCUUCGGCGGAAAGAAACCUGCAAGAGUUGAGAAGAAAACCACCGGAGCCACUGCCGCUUCAAGCAGUGCAGCCGCAAAGGAAGACGAAAAGGAGAAGGAAGGUACUUCAUCUGAGAGUGAGAAGGAAGGAGCCGCUGCUCCUCGCAGAAGGUCGACGACCAGGCGUGAAAACUGAGGCGGAGAAGAGGGAGGAAGCUACCGAUGACGAUCACUUCCAUUAUCUUCGAAUUUUGAGCCUAGUUUUGUUUUUGUAGGUUAUUCUUGACCGUUGGCAAUAUUUUUCUUUUUCUUAUUUGUUUGUGUUUUUUAGCCUUUUGUGUUGAAACAGUUAAAGGCAUCAGGUGUGUAAAUGACGCAUUAAUUAAGCUGUGAUAGUUCCUUUCAAGUUUCCAAUGACCAAAACAAACAAUUGCUUUUACA
Molecule: messenger RNA, 1997 nt
Organism: Malus domestica (apple)
Lineage: Eukaryota; Viridiplantae; Streptophyta; Magnoliopsida; Rosales; Rosaceae
Product: calnexin homolog
Biological process (GO): protein folding
Cellular component (GO): endoplasmic reticulum membrane; endoplasmic reticulum
Molecular function (GO): calcium ion binding
Source: RefSeq, a predicted model, not a curated record